GCCCAUGCCCUCCGCUUCCCUCACCAAAAUCUCGCUAGCCAAGAGCAAAGAAACUUAACACUACCUCACUACGUACGUGGCAGCUCGCUCGAAGCUACCAUGGCCGUCGUUCCCCGCAUUGCGCCGCUGCUGCUCCUCGUGUCCCUCCUCUCCCUAUCUCUCCAACUCGCUCCAUCCGCCGCCUGCCCGACCUGCCCAACUCCGACACCCCCACCCCCUCCCCCACCGCGCAAGCUCAAGCCCCCGCCGCCUCCAUCCUCCGUGCCAUGCCCUCCGCCGCCGUACACCCCGACCCCGGUGACCCCGACGCCGUCGACGCCGACGGGGAAGUGCCCCGUGGACACGCUGAAGCUGGUGGCGUGCGUGGACGCGCUCAACGGGCUGGUGCACGCGGUGGUGGGGGGCGGCAGCAGCGCCAGCGAGAAGUGCUGCCCGCUGCUGUCGGGGGUGGCGGACCUGGACGCCGCGCUCUGCCUCUGCACCACCAUCAAGGCCCAGGCGCUCGACGUCAGCCUCGUGCUCCCCGUCGCCAUCACCGUGCUCGUCAACCAGUGCGGCAAGCACGUCCCAUCCACCUUCCAGUGCCCCUCCUGAAGGAAUCAAAACACACAGCCUCACUCUGUCUGCUGAUUCUGCUCCAUGGAAUUGGAAUUGAUAGGCUAAGUGUGCCUAGCUAAGUACCACGACGUACGAGUCUUACAUGCAUUUCUGUUCUUGCGCACAUUCAUGCAUGUCAUGUAACCCUGUAUACAUGAUAUAUUUUGCAUGGACUGGGGCAGCUCUGAGACUGCUUGAUGUGGUGUCGAGCUGUGGACAUGCAUUGUGUAAACCGUGUAACAAAUACUAGCAUCUUGUAUCAUGCAUAUCAGUUUCAGUAUAUACAUAUAAUAUACGUGUGAGUUGUGAUCU
Messenger RNA from Brachypodium distachyon (stiff brome), 909 nucleotides. RefSeq names its product 36.4 kDa proline-rich protein. Lineage: Eukaryota; Viridiplantae; Streptophyta; Magnoliopsida; Poales; Poaceae. The transcript has a single exon. The record is from RefSeq and is a predicted model, not a curated record. The coding region runs from base 100 to 594 and encodes 164 amino acids.